Molecule: messenger RNA, 8872 nt
Organism: Patiria miniata (bat star)
Lineage: Eukaryota; Metazoa; Echinodermata; Asteroidea; Valvatida; Asterinidae
Product: zinc finger C3H1 domain-containing protein-like
Exons: 31
Coding region: 101-6217 (2038 amino acids)
Biological process (GO): RNA processing
Cellular component (GO): nucleus; exosome (RNase complex)
Molecular function (GO): protein binding
Source: RefSeq, a predicted model, not a curated record
UUUGGCAUUCGAUGGACACCAGACUAUUCACGUAUCGACAUUCGAGAUGUUGAAAGGGGGAUGAAUUCGCGAACAAAUUCGUGUUUUUCUCAUCACAAUUAUGUCGGGAAACGAUGUCUCUCCACAAAGUCAGACCAUGGAGACCACUGAGAAAAGUGAGCUGGAAGAUGGGGAAAUUGAGGACGAAACGGGGUCGGAAAAUGACCAAUUUGUCUUCACUCCCGGACCGGGCAGCUCCAGGAAAUUCCAGAUUCCGUCGCUCAUGACAAUGAACGUUGCGCAAAAGGGAUGGCAACGACGUGGGGAACCCCCAACGAGUCGAGCACCGAACCGAUAUUUCCCCAGAAAUUCAGGUAGUCACCAGCGUCCGCAGGGGAGAAAAUACCCAGCAAGUACAGUCAUGGCAGUAGGAGGACCACAGAUGUUAGAACCUCUCCGUAAAAGGUCGAUGGGAAGCAGAGAGUUUACCGGAGGUGUCCAAAAUGAAAGCAGUGGUGCUGGUGUCAAAAGGAGGAGGGAAAUGAACAAGGAUGACGUCAUAGACGAGAGGAGGCUUCCAAGAAAUGAUAAAAACUUGGUAUCAUCUGCCAAGAAAACAAGACAGUUCGACCGAAAACGUGCCCGGCGGAGAUCCCGUACUAAGGUCAGCCUUGAGAAGGAGUCUAACGUUUCCUCAGAUCAAGAUGAAUAUGAGGCCUUGUUGCGCAAGCAUCAUGAAGUACAGGAACUCAUCAAACAGGAAGAACAGAAAUUGACAUCAGAGAGGCGGAGUCUGGAUUCAAAUCAGGAGGAGGGAGGCGGGGAUGAAAAUGUUCAACUCGACAGCAGGGGCAAAGGUCCAGAGUCAUCAAAGCGAUUGAAAACAAGGUCAAGGUCAAGGUCUGGUUCCCUUAAAAAGGACCUAGCUUCCCCUCAGGAUACCACAGUAGAGGACGGAAGUGAUGCCGAGAUUGUUGAGGUGGGAAGCCCAGCUGUAGAAGACAUCAUUGAAAUUCCUGAUGAUGAUGAUGAAGAUGAUGAUGAGUUGCUGCAGUUGAGACGUCUGGCUUUGGAGUCGGCAACCAAGAACGUUGCAGCUAGGGAAGAGAAGGAGAACCAGGCACAGAAACACAAAGCAGAGAAAACCUCAGAAUAUAAGCAAGCUAAGCAGAGGGAGCGACGCCAGAAGGUUAAACAGCUCUUCCAUAAGCAGAGCAUUGCUGCCGAGAUCUUCAAAGUCCACGGGGAGAAGGAACGCUUUGAUAAGUUUAUGGAAAUCAUAGCAAGCAGACGUGGGAGUUUGUCAUCAUCUCAAGGGAAGAGUGUGAGAAGGUCACCGUCAGUAGGCAAGGAAUCUUCCAAGAAGCACUCUGUAUCCAGCAGUGAGGAUCUUCCUGCAGAGUUCCAGUAUGAUAACUAUGAGCAAGUUGAGAUGGAUGUCAGUGAGAUGGAGGAAUCACCAACAUUAACUCCAGUGACUGAGAGCGUUGGUCUAACUCCAGAUAUGGGUCUAACUCCAGAUAUUAUGCAGGUCCUGACUAGCUCCGACACAGACACCUCCACUGCUGUUGAGAGCAUCACUCAGGGAAACGAGGAUGCUGUUGCCGAGGGUAACAAGGACAAUGAAGCUGAUUCAGAUGAUGCCGAUGAUGAUGAUGAUGAUGAUGAUGUCAUGGCAUUAAGAGAGCAACUCCUCCGCUCGUUAGCAACCAAGAGGGCAGCCAAGGCACAGGCUCAAGAAAAAACAGAGCAGGUCCAAGAAGAGGAAUAUACCCCAGAUGAGCCCAGCGUCCUCGGCCCUACCUAUGAACCCUCCCCGAUCCUAACCCCUUCAUUCAGCAAGUCUUCCCCAUCCUCUGAUGUCCCACCCCUAGCCACCUCCUCUCCCAAGGUCUACGCCUCCCCUAUCUCCACCCCUCGGACCCAAUCACCAACUUCCAAUCUGAACAAAGGACUCAUGAAGGCAAAGACAAAACCCAAAGGGGUACUACCUCCGAUCCCUACUCACAAGCCAGUGGUCAUCCAGUUUGAUGGAGACAGUGACUCCAGUGAUGAUGAACACUCUCCACAGAAACCGGAAAUGAAGCAGAUCAAUUUCCUUGACCAGUUCUUGAAGGAAGCACGGCGAACUGCUGAUGCAAAGAAAUCGCAAUCUCAGCAACCUCCUCCCCACAUGCUGGUUCCCAAGACCCCGGAUGCCAUGCAUAAGCUGCCUGAGAUUCACCGGGCAGAGUACCAUAAGCUCAAGGAGGAGAUAGCUCGUCGAGAACAGCAGAAAUUGAGCAAGUCUGCGUCAUUCAGUGGGCUAAGCUCCGGGACGCAAUCCCCGGUACGAGAUGUCACAAUCAGCAUCACAAAAGUUGACGGUAAAGUUCAGCGGACAGUUGUCUUGAAAGACCCUAAGGCAAAAGACACAGCAGAUCUGAGGCAGGACGGAGAGAAGGUACAAGUGGGGAAGAAAGAAGUGCCACCAGGGACUACGAAGGAAAGCCCAGAAGUUCUGGCGUGUCAAGGCAGUCUCACUAAGCAUAGAUUGACAGCUGAGAAGGACUGUCGCAUACUGUCGGCCCUGGAAAAACAGAUUCAGAAGCGUCACUUGAUCCUACGACAGACGGAAGCCAAGCUACAACAGCUCAGAGAGGAACUUUCUGUCGGGGAAAGAAUCGCUGCUUCCAAUCGCUCACAGAUCAAGAAAUACAUUCAACAGAAACAUCUCAUCCAAAGAAAGGUGCAAGAGCAUGUGACACUGGAUUCCCAGCUGAGAGAAAAUCUUGCCAAGGCAAAGGGCGUGGCCGUCACAAAUAUCAGCCAAUCACAAAUGAUGUUACAGGCUGCGUCAAGGCUGCCUAAGAAGACCGCUGUGAUUGGUGGAAGGCUGAAAUCAAAAGGGGAACCAAACAGCCCGAUGUCAAAGACGUCUGAGACACAACUCCAGCGUUUACAACGACUUGAACGCGAGUAUGCCAACCAGAUCACAAAACUACGUGAAGAAAACGCCAAACAGGCAGCCAGACAGACAAAUCCCGUUCCAAAGACUGUCGUCCGAAUCCUCAAGACCAAGACCAAGCUUUUGAACAAGAAGCCAUCCCAACAACUCCUGACGAAGGACAAGAUUGUUCUCGGUAAAGACACACCGACAAACACGGACAGCGAAAGUGACGCGGAAAAGUAUCUGCGGUCUCGGAAAGACUCUAAACGGAGACGUUCAUUCCUAGACAACAAUCCAUCUCUGAAACCAAACCUCCAUGCUACUUCGCAAAUCAACCAAUCAGAAUUAUCCAAAUCGAACGUCAACCAAUCGACAUCUUCCACAUCAAUCAUCGACCAAUCAGCAUCAUCCAAACCUGCCAUCAACCAAAACAAACCCACUGUCUCAGCUGACCCCCUUAAACCUGCUGACGGUAACAAAUCUUCCGCUUCUGGGAAAGCACCUUUCAAAGCCGAUAGUCGGAAAACUUCUCCUGUUACAAACAAAUCGCCAAACAAGAGUCCGUCGAUUGCAGAUGGGAUGUCAAUUCCGAGUGAGGAACAAGUGGAACGAUUACGAUGCGCCCAUGCGGAGAAAUCCAAGACUGCACUUGAUGCAGCUCUACUUGCCAUUCAUUUCCCACUGGAGUCAGAUGCAACUUCAGGGUCUAACAAUUACUUCUCAAGAAAGACCGCAGAAGUGAAGAUGAGCAUCGUUGAAGAUGCUGAGAGAAUGGACCAAGACGAAGAUGUUGAACAAAGUCUUGUGCCUUACUCAAGUCCUCUUCUCUGUUUUCGCUCUUAUAGAUUGAGUCCCUUCUUCGUCCAGGAAGCCAAGUUGUCCAGACUCUCCCUGUCCUUCAGCCAUAAGCUUAACCCCAUGAGGGCAAUGUGUCAGUUUGAACUCAAUGGAACAUGUAAUGACGAUGAAUGCCCAUGGCAACACAAAAAGGACUAUGAGAUGACCGACCAUGAAGUCUAUGCAGACCUGCUUGCCUACACGUCUCUCAUAGCAACCAGCAAAGACUGGCAAGAUCCAGAGAAACGUCAUCAACGAGUAGAAGAUUACAUCAAUAAGGCUGUCAAGAAGAGCAAGAGACCGGAGAACGCUAAGAGACAGAGAGAAGCUCUGUGUAGAGCCUUCGCUAAUGCUGUACUGACCCAGACCAAAAAGGUUUCCCCAGGUAUCAUAGCUCAGCCUCGAAGCUGGACCCCCAAACAAGCCCCAUCCACCUCCCCCCAGACAUCGGGCGACAAAACAGACCCACCCCUCCUCCCCAGGGGUAGUAAGAUGACAGAAGGCCUGCAGAUCAUCCCCCUGGGUGGGGGGAAUCAGGAGAGGUAUUUCUCAGGGGAAGGAAUAGCAGACCUAGAGGCCGCUGUUCUCGAGACGCCAGGCGAUGUGAAGAUGUGGAUUAAGCUGGCUUGCAGAAUCAUUGGUGAUGAAAGUGAGGAUCAGGACAUCGAUCCAGGCUUGAAUGCGUUAUCCCGAGGCCUGGAAGCUAACCAAUCCAGCUCAGAGCUCUGGCUGCAAUACCUUCUGCUGUACUCUCAGAGAGAAGACCACAGCGAUCUAUCUGAACUCUGCCAGCAAGCACUCCAGUUUGCACCUAGUUAUGACUUGUACUGGCAGUGCCUGAGUUUUGAAGAAAGCUUCCCAGCCAAAGAUGCAAUCUGUGAUCGGAUGAUUACGUUCCUUCAGAGUCAACAGAUGAAGGCAAUGACUAGCCAGGGAUCUCAUCAACUACUGGAAGCAUUGCUGUAUAGAGUGCAGCUUCAUAUCAUGACUAGAAGAGUCAAGCAGGCCUUGUCUAUGCUGCAGGGAGCAUUGAAAGGCAGUCAGACGUCCUCACAGUACCUCACCCCAGCAGAUCACUGCUUAAUGUGGCUGGUUCACAUCCACAUGAUUGAAUACCAGCGUCUACCACCACAUCUCUUUGAUCCGACCAGCAGUGGACUGGGACACAUUGUAUCUAAGGAGCCGUUGGUUUUCCAGUGGGGGUCUUCAUCUGCCAUUCAGUCUGCAGAGGGUGUACGUGCAGCAUUUCAAGAGGCUCUAUCAGCAUGCAGUCCAGACAAGUCUGGUCUCGGCCUCAGUGUCUGCAUGCCUCUCUAUCAAAAUUGGGUCGUGUUGGAGCAACUAACUGGAAGACACGAGAAAGCUGAAGAGAUCUGCCAGCGUCUAAUCACAGAGUUUCCUGCCAAUCCUGAGCCUUGGUUGCUACUCAUUGAUGUCCACAAACACCAGGGAUCUAACAGGACCAAGAUAGAACAGGUUCUCAAGAUGGCAGUGAAGAGAAGAUGUGCCGCAAUUCACAACGCAGUGGCCAAGUUUGCAAUGCAAAACAACCCCAAGGCUUCCAUAUCUGUCAUCAAAUUCUGUGUCAAUACCUUCUUCACCAUACCGGAUAAGUCGGCGUACGAGAGCGUGGAACAAAUACGCAGACUUUAUUGCUCUCUGCUAGGACUGAGUCUGCCUUUUGAUUAUUCGCCGCCUGAUCUUCGUCCGGGGGUCAGCUCAGAAGUUGUGGAGGAGCAGUCUCAGCAUUUGUGGUUGAACUAUUGCCUGCUGCAGGAGUUGACAGCAGAGGACAGCGUGGCUUGUGACGCUUAUGAGCAAUCCCUGUGCCAUCUCAAGCGGACUGAAGAUGUACAGAGACUGUGGAUAGAGUAUCUACUCUUCAGGAAAUCCAAACUAGCCGCCAGUCAGGACAAAAGUGAAGCAUUCCGAGCCUUCACAGGGCUUGUCAAUCGAUGCUUGGUUUCCAUGGCAACAGAGUUUCCCCUGCCUCAUUCGGACAAGAAGACGUGGCUGGACUUCUCCUUCCACAACCGUGUGGUUGAGCUGUACAUUGAAUGUUUGAAGGAUGAUGAUCGAUUGGACAUGUACGAGAGAUUUAUUGAUCGGAUGCCAAACAACAUCAACUUGGCUUUCAGAGCUUGCCAUUAUGCCAGCAAGUCCUUGCAGAGUACCAACUAUCUCCAUCGAGUCAAAGCAAUAGCCACUGAUGUCCUCAACAAGUUCCCAGAGUGUCUCCCCUUCUGGAAAAUAAUGAUUGCGCUAAGUCUUCAUCGAGGAAGAUUAAAAGAGGCCAAGAUGCUGUACCAGCUAGCUUUAGAGGCAGUGCCGCUUGCAGCAAAUCUCUGGAAAGAUUUCUUCCUACUGGAGGUUGUCCACGACCAAAAUCCUGAAGACAUCCGGAAACUUGUCCUGAAAUGCCGUGAGCUCAAAGUUAACAUUGAAGACUACCUCAAAACUAUACUCAAAUGAUCCCCAAAAAAGGGAUGUCGUUCCAAAAUGUCUUCAACCUACAUUUUUAGUUUUAUUUUACACCAUCGCGCCAGAGAGAAGUCAUACCUACAAAAAUUGAUUUCGAAAGAAACUUUGGAAUGAUUUGGAAAUGAUUGGAUACUCAUCGGAUUUGGCGAACCCUACUAAAUUCUAAGAUCUUUCAAAAUCUACCACUGCUUGAGAGAAUUGUGCAGGAUUGAGGAAUGUGCAUCCCAGUUACUGUUGCAUGUGUGAGUCUUGAUUCUCCAUGGAGGUUGAGACAAAGUCCAGUUGGAUUUCUUCACAGGAGAGAAUUUUUGAGGAUUGAGGAAGGUUUCUUAGAAAAUGCGCAGGGAGUCGGUACAAAUGACACUUCUUGAAUUGUGUUUCGUCUUUUAGUACAGCAAUGAUUCCAGGUCAGUUUCAUCGGAGAUUUUGGCAACAUUGGUUUUCAGUCAGCGCCUACAUGUACUGCAGUUUUUCAUUCAGAUGUUAUCGUGUGAAAAUUGCACGUUUGUUUGAAUGUCUUACUGAGCCUGAACCAACAUAUGCCUGACAGACGUGGUGUUUAUAUGGUUGGGACAUUCCAAGGACAUUGGUUUUAAUUGGUCCUGUUUUGUAGUGUUAGGUCUGUUGAUGGAUUAGGAUCAGACUGAAGAUACUGUCUUAGAUUUGGUUGCAUUCUUCCUCGAGCCAAAUGUCUGUUUCUCAGUGUCAACAGAAUGGAUUGUUGCCGACAGCAAUCAGAAAUGCUGUUCUGUUGGUUGGUUUUUGAUAGACGUGUCCUCAAGUCUAUCAUAAGUCAAUCACUAGACAUUUCCAUAGACUAGAACCUGUUUGGAAUAUUGGUGCUGAGUGACUCGACUCCCCAGGGUUUUAAGUUUGCUUUUUUUUUUAGCUUGGUGGGGUUUUUGUUGGUCAGUGAUCAACACAUUUAUAAGUCUCCUUUUUUUCCGAUCUCUUUCGGUGCCUUUCCUUCAAAAUAUCUUGUAUUGUGUUUGGCUUUCUAACAUCAUUCUUUCAAAAAUUAUUGUCUUCAAGAAACUUGGUCUUCCCGUUUCCUUCAAAUCAUCAGUUUGCAUUGUGAUGCCGUCAUGGAUAAAAUUGUUGCUUCAGAAGGAGAUGAUUUCUGUUCAAAUUUCAAGAUGUUGGGUGUCAUAUUCCACAAGUUUCUGCCUGAGCUGUGACUUAAAUGUUAGUAGUGAAGGAACAGUUUGAAGUUAGAAAAUGUCUGUCCAUGGACUUGAGAAAAAGUCGCAUUUGAAUAUAUGGAACGUUGGAUGUAACGGCGCAGUUGGACAAAACUAUCCACAAUUCUUAGCAAAUCGGAGAUAUGGCAGUGUCAGUAUGUUGAGGCAAGAUGGUUUUGGAGAGUGGUUCAACAAGAAGCAUUGGCCAAUCACAGCCCAUGGAAUCUGUGAUGUCAUCACUAGUAGCACAUGUGCCACACCGGUCAGUGGUCAACCAGGAAACUGAUGUAAUCAUCAUUAGCCAAUGAGAAGAUUCCUUACAUAUGGAGUCGGCAGCUGUAUCCAAUCAGAGAGUCUGUUUGAACAAUCACAUGCAUAUUCAGUGCCUCACAACCAAUUAUGUGACACCAGUGACUAAACAUUGAGAGUAUGUUCUUCAGAAAUUCAUAAAAGUUCAUGUUAAAACUUGUUACCAAUCUAAGUGCAUCUGCUGAAGCAAGCACAUGUGUUAUGAACUUAAGCCGAGAGACUUUGAAAUGUGCCCAGCUAUUUUCAUGGAUCUACCGACCAGCUAGCAUGAAAGAUCACCGUGGCAACUCCAGAUACAUGAACCAAGAUGUUUUAAUGCCUGCAAUGAAGGAGUUGCCUGCAGAGCAACGCUUCACAAGUCGGUGCUGUGAGAAGAGCGGCAGUCCAUUUCAAGAAAGAAGUCUCGGAUUUCUUCAUUUUCCUGGUUUCAACUGAAGAAUGACUGAUGCUACGUCCAACAAAUCGGUAUAACUUGAGAUGUUACUGAAGCAUUGUCACAGAGUGAUUUACUCAAACGAUACAUUCCUUGUAGUCUAAUCCCCAAUCUGUGUGGAAUCGACACAUCAUCUGAUUGCUCGCGAACAUAUACCUUGGAAACUCCUGAUGCUGUUGAGAUUUGCAUGUAUGUGUAGUAGCAUCCACACAGCAUAGCUGUCUUACGUCACUCGAAGUUGUAUCAUCCGGUCAUGAGAUCUGCCACAAUUCCUGUUACAACCAAGUUCUCCAUCCUGAUGCUUAAAGACUUGCCCCAAGUCUUGCCCUGGAACCAUUCUGGCACUGAAAAGGUCUUCACUUUCACUGACAUCAUGGAAAUAUCAAAACCCCGUUACCCCUUGAAACCCUCCCAAAAAGUUCCUUUCUGAACUCUACCAAAAAUCGUAAGCUGUAGAAGUUGAGUUGAAAAAUAUUCAGAAGACCCGCACUACUUGACUGUAGCAACUGCAAAAUGCCCAUGCCCACGACUAAGUAAGGAACUGCACGAACGGAAUGAACACCAUCAUCCGACCAGAAAGCUAAUGAAUGAUAAAUAUUAAUCUCAUCGAUCACAAAAUACUCUAUAGUUGUUCAAGUUUGUUUAAAUCAAAAUUAAAAACACAUCCGCUUCCAUCAACAAGUGCUUGGAGGCUGUUAUUGUAAAAAAAAAAAAAAAAAAAAA